Camelina sativa (false flax) is the source of this 1867-nucleotide messenger RNA. Lineage: Eukaryota; Viridiplantae; Streptophyta; Magnoliopsida; Brassicales; Brassicaceae. The record is from RefSeq and is a predicted model, not a curated record.
AUAAGAGACCACCUCAAAACCAAAAGUUAAGCGUGGUUCAAUUGGGUAAUAGAAUAGUUACGGUGAACUUGGUCGCAUUUUGGAUGAUUAUGUUGUCAUUGUUCUUGAGCGGACAAAUAUAAAGAAAAGCCUCUUGUUUUGAAUCCCACAGACAGAGAUCUAAUUAUUGUUUCCCGUUGAUAAAGGGUUAUCUUUGGUGGAUGAUUUGUGAAACUUUGCUAGGAGAUAAUUUUUUACGUUUUAUUUACAAAUGGCAGCUUCAAGCGGCUCUGGUUUGGAAGGUCAGAAACAUGACCUCAGUUCUGACAUGGAGGAAGACAUGGAUCUAACGGAAGAUGAUUUCAGAAAUGUGUCUGGCCAGUUUUCAGGGGAAACAUCGAGAGUGGAAAUUAAGGAUGCUGUCAAUGUGAGUGUUGAAACCGUGAAAGUGGAUGUUAGUUCUAAAUCUGGUGUUAAAAGAUCCAGAACAACCUUCGACGAACAGCAACCUUCAGUCCAUGUUACUUAUAAACACUUAACAAGAUCUAGUAAGCAGAAGCUGGAAAGUUUAUUACAGCAAUGGUCAGAAUGGGAGGCAGAACAAAAUUCUUUGUCCGAGGAUCAAGAACAACAAGUACUAGAAUCUGGUGAUGAGACAUAUUUUCCUGCUUUGCGUGUGGGAUUGCAGAAGACAUCAUCUGUUUCAUUUUGGUUCGACUACCAAAAUGGUGACAAUUCUUCGAAGAAGUUAGUUCCUGUGGAAAGUAGCACCACCCCUCUUUAUAACCGUGGAUUUACAAUUGGUUUAGAUUCAGCCGCUGGUUCAAAUAACUUGGAAGGAGGCUUGGAGAUUAUUGAUGACCCUCCACGCUGCUUCAAUUGCGGCGCAUACAGUCAUUCCAUAAGAGAAUGUCCAAAGCCUUUUGAUCGAGUAGCAGUUAGUAAUGCUCGGAGGCAACAUAAAAGCAAAAGAAAUCAGAAUCCUGGAAUCCGUCUACCGUCCCGAUAUUAUGAGAGCCCUCAAGUUAGUAAAUAUGAUGGCUUGAAGCCUGGCUCACUUGAUCCAGAGACACGACAGCUUCUUGGUCUAAAGGAACUCGACCCUCCUCCAUGGCUACACAGAAUGCGAGAGAUUGGAUAUCCACCAGGAUAUUUUGCUGUAGAAGAAGAUCAUCUCUCAGGAAUCACUAUAUUUGGUGAGGAAGAGACUAAAAAAGAAGAGGAAGAAGUUAAGAUUGAGGACGGUGAAAUCUUGGAAAAUGCAAACCCUCCAGAGCCAAGAAAGAUAAUGACAGUUGGGUUUCCCGGGAUUAACGCACCCAUUCCAGAAAACGCAGAUUCGUGGCUAUGGGAACAGAGGAAUAACACAGCACAUAGUUAUUAUCAUGAUCACCGUCGACCACAGGACUAUAGAGACCAGACAGGCCCUCCAGGUGUUGCACUGUCUUCGAGCUAUCCUCCAAGGUAUGGCAUUAGAUAUGAUCACGGGUUCGUUUCAGGUCUAAGAAGCCCGGGAUCCGAAAUAUCGGAAUCAGAAAGAGUUAAGAGCUAUCAUUACUCUUUCUAUGAUCCAAAUUUCAAGUAGAGGGAGGCUAGUAGUGAUCCAUUUAGAUCUAGCAGCAGAAGAUGUAUUAAUUAGUGAGUGUGGGAUGUAAUGGUUGUUGUUUAGGGGAUUAAGUUUUAGCAUCAGUAUCCAAUUUUUGCUCGAAGUGAUCCAUUAGUUAAGAGCUACCCGCACUAUAGGAUGAAACAUUCAGGCCGAAGCCAAGUGGUCUAUGCACAAUGUUUGUUCGAACCAAAAGCUAUGUCCGUGGCCUUAAAAUGGUUAUGCUAGUUUGGUGUUGUAACAUGUCCAUCAAUGUGUAAGCCUUUUUGUUUUGUUUUGUUU